AUGACGCGAGCCGAGGCUCCCCCAGAAGGGCAGCUAACCACACAAGUCCCCGCUGUGAGACCCCCUCCGGAACUUGGCAAGGAAGGAGUUGGGCACUUCCCGAUGGACGACUGUUCGUAUCGUGAAACGGUUUUCGGGGGAAGCAGUGGAUGUGCCAGUGUUGGGAGCACCAGCGGGUGUCAGACCAGCGCUGGUAGCAGCGAGCAUGGCUCUCCGAAAAAGACGUGCGCCGCCCGUCGAGAGAAGGAAGCCAUACCGCCUCUCACGGAUGUCGAACUCCCCUCGCGUAUAGUCUGUUUGCAGACGCGUGAAACUGUGAACGAAGGACAUCCGUCAGCGGAUGUGGCGGCAUCCUCCGGCGACGGCGAACCGGGCUCAAGCCACACGCGUCACCGGUCAAACGGCGUCGAAGAGCGCACGACUGAAGGACACACUUCUGCCUUGUGUGAAGGCAGCAAACGUGGUUCCAACUCAGAUGCUCACCUAGAAGGAGGCGAGGACGUGCGUUCCGGCGACUCGGCUUCGCUUCCCCUGUUGGCUCCUGCCUUCUCCCUAUCGGGGGGAUCGUCACUUUGCAUUGUGUCGGCGCCAAUAAAAAAUCCGGACGAGGAUAAUUCUCUGCCUGAACGCGUCCUGUCACCUCGAACUGGUGGCACCAUCGCUUCAUCGGUUCCCAUGCCUCGUCUGACCCCAUCGCCCUCUCCGUCGUCGUCACGAGUGACCACUAACUGUGCUGAGCGGAAGCAAGGGCCUUGCCUGAGUUCUUCUUCAUCUGAGCCUGCUUCCUUCCAUUCCCAUCCGCGCCACGUCCCUUCACGCAGCCCUCCUGAGCCUGUGGUCACGCGCCUAUCAGGCAGCGCGGCAUCGUCCCCGCGAGUUCACAAUGGAUCAGACCGUGUCUCGUUUGAUCGGCGCUCGUCUCUCGCGUCAACUCCUCAGCUUCUUGCAGGUCAAAAGGGUCUAGCUGAAGGCCCUGGGUACUCACUAUCCGUUUCUGCGCGGCUGCCAAGCCCUCCCACCCGCCGCUCCGCCCCGCUGGCGUCUCGGACCGAAAACGAAGCCGUCGAUGUGCUUCAGAAGCUUCAACAAAAGGAUAUACAGUACGUGAACGAGUCGCACCAGAAGCAGCUCACGGCGGAUGCGAAGGACAGCAUUGGCGCGUGGAUAAAAAGCUUAUCCAACGAAGACUUCAACGUCCUUUUCUACUACGUCCAGAAGCUGUCUCGCCCCGCGUGUGGGCUUUCUGUGGAGACAGACGCCGAAGAAACUGCGGCUGCCGUACGCACAGCUGCCGCACCUCCACCACGAAGUCCUUCUACUGAAGGCGGGAGUCUCCAAGGCAGUCGUGGUCCAUUGCAUUACCAUUCUCCUGAUACUCGUUCAGAGAGAUCUGUUUCACCUCCCGAAGACAUGCGAUUUCCCCUGUCGUCCCGGGCGCGUAACAGUGGAGAAAGUCUGACUUCCUCGCGACCUGCAGGGCUCCGCUCGACCGUAGAGAGUUCUGGUCCUCCAGCACCUCCUAGUGUGUUGCCAAACACGUCCUCGUCGAUGCAGGUGCUCCCCACUCGGACUCAGCUAGCCGGGAGGGACGAACUCGAAUUGACGGAGGAAGAGCUCUACGAAACGCGAAAAUCCGAUUUUUGUCGUCGGGAGGCUGCGCGGUACGGGGGCCACGUUUCGUGUCUCGCGUGCGGCUGCGCAGUGUGUAGCUGUUCAAAGUUCUGCGAGGGUCAUCCCUCUUGGGUGUCAACGCUCCUGGUCACUGCGCCCCCCAGCACCCUGGGCUGGGCACGAGAGCUUGAGCGUCAACUGUACGAGGCCAACACGAACCCGCCAGCCGCCGCGCCUGCAAAGGCGAAGGCUGGUGGGGGCAGCCAGGGGCUGCAAAAGUUCGAAAGAGAAACGGGUCACCGGUAUCAGUCGCGGCGAUCCUCCAUCUCGUCUACCGGGAGCGCAGCCACGACGAGCCGAAACGGCAACGCCGGAGAGGUUCAGGCGGAUGUCAGUUCUGCCCCAUGCCGGAGUGCGCUGAGGCAAGCGACAGCAGAUCCGUGGAGUUCGUGUAGAGGCUGGGGGCGUCACUUUGACACUUCGAAAGCGCGCCUAGCACAGGAAGCGGCUGCUCACGGGUCUCUGCGGAGGACCUCGAGGAGUAUCCGGUCGGUCCGCAAAGACGACGGCAGAAACGGGGAGGACGCAGGAUUUUCGUCGUGGGAGGAGGAGACUGUCGACUCGUUCUCAGUCGCACGCCAGACCAACGGGGCACCCCGCAGAUGCACUCAGCUGCCGGGAGACCUAGCUCGAGUGUCUGCGUCUGGAAGCGCAAGUUUUCAGGAGCCCGCGAUGCUCACGCGCUUUGCUGCUGCCGCAAGGAAAAGACGAGCUGGAGUUCCGCUGGCACUGAGUUCUCAAGAUGGCGCAGCCCAGUUUGCCGCAGCGUCUGUUGCUGAGUUCACAACAAGUUCAGGCGUGCCCCUGAGAAGUCGGAUGACUCAACACAAUUCUUCACCGUCACAUUCAGGCCUCUCUGUGCUCCGUGGAGGGCGCACUGUCCCGUCGUUUGAGUCACACAAUCGGGCGGGCGAACAUUCGGAGGAGAUCGCAGAAGACCAUGGACUCCGACAAGGCAAACGGCUGCGCUCGGGGGAAACUACUGAAGGCGAGCAUGCUGACAUCAAAAGGCCGCGUGUGACGUCUCCGCUUCGGAAAAACAAGCUUGUGGCUGCAAGUAGAGACGAACAAGUUCACGGCGGAGACUUGCAACAGCCCGAUACCGCGGCGCUCAGCAAUGGAGUCGGGAGCAACCAGCCUUGUGAGGGAGCACGAUCAGAAGAGAAAAACGCGCUGCCUCUGGCAUUUUCCCCGUCAGCCACUGGGAAGGAAGGUAAACCUCAACGGAGUGCGCGGGCAACUUCGGGUCCGCCGAAGCGCCAGUUUCGCGUUCACCAGUUGAUUCCAGAGCCGCAAGAGAAGGAAGGCCUACUCUGCAAUCCCACUCCCGCCCAGUUCAAUAAAUAUCCGAAAGCGAGAGGUGUGUGGUUCGACCCCCACAGAAAUCUCGUGAGAACCUGCUGGAAAGAAAAAGGAAAAGCCAAGACUGUGGGAUUCCCUGUGGCAAAGUUUGGUCUUGAUGAAGCGAGAUUUUUAGCAGUUCAAUUCCACAUGUGCAAAUGCCCCGAAGACCCUGUGCCGAGUGACCUCCAGGCGCGACUCCUGCAGACUCCGCGCCAGGAGUUCGAGUCCCGCUAG
Besnoitia besnoiti is the source of this 3249-nucleotide messenger RNA. RefSeq lists its product as uncharacterized. Gene Ontology annotation, biological process: regulation of DNA-templated transcription. NCBI's taxonomy places the organism in Eukaryota, Apicomplexa, Conoidasida, Eucoccidiorida, Sarcocystidae. The record is from RefSeq and is a predicted model, not a curated record. The transcript has a single exon. Gene Ontology annotation, molecular function: DNA-binding transcription factor activity. The coding region runs from base 1 to 3249 and encodes 1082 amino acids.